CUUCAUAUUUUAGUUAAAUCCAGUCAUUGCACUUGCAUAAACGAAGGAAUGGAAACAAGAGAGAAAUUUGCCGAAACUUUCAAUGAGGGUCUUAAAAGUGUUUUCCAAAAGUUAUUGAAAAGAGAAAAGCCAAUUACAGACGAUACAAGUUUACAGAAAUUAUGUGAUUUUGUCCCAGAAUUUGUGACCACUGUUGAAGCAGUCAAAUUAUGCUGGGCUGAUGACUUCCUGAAAGCUUCAGUUAUUGAACUGAACACAAGCAAUGCCUCACUCCUGUUUGCCACACAAAUAGCAGGCAGUUUAGCUCAGAAUGAAGUUAUAUUCAAUCACUAUGAGAAACUGUUUACUGAUUUCUACAGCAGUGUUUUUAAUUCCACAUAUUGGCCAAAAUGUGUCUCCUUAAAGACUGCUAUGUUUACAACAUUACACAAAACAAUCCAACACAUUCCUGGUUUUACUUCUGUAACUCAUACAUUUCCAGAUGUUCCAAACAAAGCCUUGGAUGUGAUUUAUAAAGAAUCAAGCAUCUUCCUCACCAAAGAAGCCAGCAAAUUCCUCAGUCAGCUCCUGAUUCAAAGUUUCCAAAUCAGUGAUGUUUCACUCAAGGUGCUUCAGAUGCGAGACAACCUUUUAGACACUUUCUGGGAUGUCAUCUGCCAUAACACACCCAGUGGCUCCAAUUCUAAAUCCAAGCAUUCCAAAGAACUCUUAUUUGAUAUCCUUAAUGAUGCUGGAGGUACUUGCAAAGAUAUUUGGAAUUGGACAGUGAACCAUAAAGAUAGCUUUUCAGAACUUCAUCAGCUUAUAACUUCAUCGCAAUCAUGGGAUGUUGCUAUGGACUUAUACCUCUGUCUUUUACUCGAUCAUCAUAUCUCUAAAAAUGAGAAGAUAGAGAAAGUUCUGGUAAUAUUUCAUCAACUUGAUAGCAAAGAAGAUGAUGACAGAGUGAGAAGCUUUGUAGAGAAACUAAUGAAAAGCAGUUUCCUAUCUACAUACCCUGAUGAUGCAUUGUUUUCUGAAUUGAUGGAGAAAUAUUACCAACCUAAAUUGAAGAUUUUUAAUUAUAUCACCAACUCUACUGGCUGUAACAAGCAAAUAUCUUUAAAUGACAUCCACCCACCAGAAUGUGAGGCAUGCCUCUGUAAUACCAUUGAGUGCAUGGAGAGACUUGUAGACCCUGAAUUACUUCAGAAAGACAUCAUAAAAACUACAAUCCAAUUAUCCACAACAUGUUUCUUGAAGUUCUUUCACAAGACCACUGACACAGAAUCCUUGCAGACAUCAGAAUAUUACCAGUUCUUCAAAGUCAUUUCCAAUUCCACCAAAUUAUUACUUAAAAUGCUGCACUACUUUCAAAAGUUGGCAUGCAACAAAUCAGAAUUUCUUAUCAGUCAAGACUGCCAAGUUAUUUUGAUCAAUAUUUUAGUGAACAUUGUGGUAGAAAUUGGCCAGAAUCUUUUGGUUGUCAGUCAGUCUUUUGAUUGUCUUUGGUUAUACAUGCUACCAGUGCUGAAGAUGAAAGAUGCCAUCGAUUCAACAGACAAAGGCACCAGCAAUAACAUGACUAACUCCACAGUAAAAGACUUACCAAGCAAAGUGUCUAGUGCCAUUAAGUAUUGUCUGUGUCAUCCUCAGUGGGAAAUCAGGGAUUCUGCUAUGGAGUUUCUCUCUAAAAGUUUUGCAGCUUCUAACACACCUGAAUUUCAGUUGUGGAUACAGGAAAAUAAACUUCAUUCAUUAGCCUACUCCAGCUUAUCCGAUGGUGAAAGUUAUGUCCGUGCCACUUGUAUAUCUGCUCUGUUACAUUUGAUUAAUAUUGAUGAUCUCUGGUCAAGUUUUCUGUCAACUGUUGAAAAAUCUCCGGCUGAUAUUCAACAAGACAUUAUGAACAUUCUUGAAACGGAUAGUGAAGCCUUUGCACGGCGGGCAGCUGCAAAAUUCCUUCUGAAAUUGUCAAAAACUGUGCAUAGUAGUAAUCAACUUGCAAUUUUUCAUAAAGCAAUGUACAGUGUGUUGCAGGACGACUUGGAUUGGGAAGUGAAGAAGGUUAGCAUUGAAUAUUGGGAGAGUAUCAUCAUUUCUGAAGAGCAAUUGACAUUACAAAGUACAACUAGUGUUCCAUCAUAUGCAGCUGGAUUAGUCAUGUCAGGUGGAAUAUGUAAAGCUUGUACAAAUUGUAAGAUACUUAAGAUGCUCUCUAAAUUUCAGCAGAUCAACUGCAUCGAUUCUUUACUCUUAGCCUAUCGAGACUGUGACUACAGUGUGCAAGAAGAAGCUGGCCGUGUCCUUGUUAAUUUGAAGAAAUUUUUAGCUGAACAUAUCAAGUUGGAGGACAUUGGGCAAUGUCUUGUUAAAACUGCGAAUAUGGAUACACAGGACUUGUACCAAUGUUGUAGUAAAGAUUGUUGUCGUUCUUGCGAAUGGUCUGCAAAAAAACAUAAAGGCGUGGCUUUUGUAGAAAUGCUUUCCAAACUUGAUGUAAGUAGUUAUUUACAGGAUUGUCAAAUGAACUGCGAUCUAUACAUAAAGAACCCACUAUCUUUAAUCGAAGACAUACUUGCUGAUUGUGAUGAAGGAGUGAUAAGUGAGGAAGACGAUGAAAAUGUUUUGGAUUGUUAUUAAAUUUUCAAAGAAAUGCAUUUUAUAUUCACAGCAUAAAUUGAUAUGUAAAUUUUGAAACAA
Molecule: messenger RNA, 2682 nt
Organism: Octopus bimaculoides (California two-spot octopus)
Lineage: Eukaryota; Metazoa; Mollusca; Cephalopoda; Octopoda; Octopodidae
Biological process (GO): positive regulation of protein phosphorylation; DNA damage response; cell population proliferation
Cellular component (GO): nucleus
Source: RefSeq, a predicted model, not a curated record